AAAAUAAAAUAUUCGGAACGUGUGUAUGAUGCAUGCAUGGAUUCAUUUGAUGCGCUACCGUUGGCAGCCUUGAUGAACCAACAAUUUCUGUGCGUUCACGGCGGACUUUCGCCAGAGAUUCACACUCUUGAUGACAUUAAGAGGCUAGAUCGCUUUAAAGAGCCGCCAGCCUUCGGUCCGAUGUGUGAUCUGUUAUGGUCAGAUCCACUAGAAGAUUUCGGCAGCGAAAGAAAUGCAGAGCAAUUCAGUCAUAAUUCAGUGCGAGGAUGCUCGUACUUUUAUAGUUACGCCGCAUGUUGUGAUUUUCUACAGCACAACAAUCUGUUGUCCAUAAUUCGUGCCCAUGAAGCUCAGGAUGCGGGGUAUCGAAUGUACCGAAAAUCACAAGCGACGGGAUUUCCUUCACUGAUUACCAUAUUUAGUGCUCCAAAUUAUCUCGAUGUAUAUAACAACAAAGCGGCAAUCUUGAAGUACGAAAAUAACGUGAUGAACAUUCGGCAGUUUAACUGUAGCCCUCAUCCGUAUUGGUUGCCGAAUUUUAUGGACGUUUUCACUUGGUCACUACCGUUUGUCGGCGAAAAAGGUACAUUUGUAAUCACGUUCUUAUAG
Messenger RNA from Angiostrongylus costaricensis, 609 nucleotides. The record is from the annotation of a GenBank genome assembly. Lineage: Eukaryota; Metazoa; Nematoda; Chromadorea; Rhabditida; Metastrongylidae.